Messenger RNA from Vigna umbellata (rice bean), 1889 nucleotides. RefSeq names its product vacuolar-processing enzyme-like. Gene Ontology annotation, molecular function: cysteine-type endopeptidase activity. Lineage: Eukaryota; Viridiplantae; Streptophyta; Magnoliopsida; Fabales; Fabaceae. The record is from RefSeq and is a predicted model, not a curated record. Gene Ontology annotation, biological process: vacuolar protein processing.
AUAACCGGAAAGGGAGGGAAACCUCCAACGCCACGCAAAGCAAUCCAAAGCAACUGGGUCUUUGUCUUCCCUGAAUUAAAUUAAUCUGAAAUUAUAAUUUAAGGAAGGGUUCCUUGGUUUCGUCAUCAUUUUUUCUUUCCAACCUACUCUUUUUCAAUUCAACGCCCAUCAUGGAUCGUUUCCCCAUCAUUUUUGUCGUAGUCACCCUCAUCACCCUCGUCUCCGGUGGCCGUGACGAGAUUCUCUGAUUGCCCUCCGAAGCUUCCAGGUUCUUCCAAGCACCCGAUACUGAUGAGAAUGAUGAGGGAACGAGGUGGGCCGUUUUAAUUGCCGGAUCCAAUGGCUACUGGAAUUACAGACACCAGUCUGAUGUUUGCCAUGCGUAUCAACUGCUGACGAAAGGUGGUCUGAAAGAAGAAAAUAUUGUGGUAUUUAUGUAUGAUGACAUUGCUUUCAAUGAAGAGAACCCACGGCCUGGAGUCAUUAUUAACAGCCCUCAUGGAAAUGAUGUUUACAAGGGAGUCCCGAAGGAUUACGUUGGUGAAGAUGUCACUGUUAACAAUUUUUUUGCUGCUAUACUUGGAAAUAAAUCAGCUCUUACCGGUGGUAGCGGGAAGGUUGUCAAUAGUGGUCCCAAUGAUCAUAUAUUUAUAUACUAUUCUGAUCAUGGCGGUCCAGGAGUGUUAGGGAUGCCUACUAGUCCAUACAUGUAUGCCUCCGAUCUGAUUGAAGUCUUAAAGAAAAAACAUGCUUCUGGAACGUAUAAAAGCCUAGUAUUUUAUCUAGAGGCAUGUGAAUCUGGGAGUAUCUUUGAAGGUCUUCUUCCUGAAGGUCUGAAUAUCUAUGCAACAACAGCAGCUAAUGCAGAAGAAAGCAGUUGGGGAACAUAUUGUCCCGGGGAGUAUCCUAGUCCCCCCCCUGAAUAUGAAACCUGCCUGGGUGACCUGUACAGUGUUGCUUGGAUGGAAGACAGUGACAUUCACAAUUUGCGAACAGAAACUUUACAUCAACAAUUUGAAUUGGUGAAACAAAGGACCAUGAAUGGAAAUUCAGCCUAUGGUUCCCACGUGAUGCAGUAUGGUGACGUAGGGCUUAGCAAGAACAAUCUCUCCUUAUAUUUGGGUACAAAUCCUGCUAAUGAUAAUUUUCCUUUUCUGGAGAAAAACUCGUUGGUGCCACCUUCAAAAGCAGUCAACCAACGUGAUGCAGAUCUUGUCCAUUUCUGGGAUAAGUUCCGCAAAGCUCCUUUGGGUUCUUCUAGGAAAUCUGUAGCUCAGAAACAAAUUCUAGAAGCAAUGUCUCACAGAAUGCAUAUAGACGACAGCGUGACACUUAUUGGAAAGCUGUUAUUUGGCAUUGAAGAGGGUCCAGAACUGCUUAGCAGUGUUAGACCUGCUGGGCAACCACUUGUUGAUGACUGGGACUGCCUUAAAACACUGGUUAGGACUUUUGAGACACAUUGUGGAUCCCUGUCUCAGUAUGGGAUGAAACAUAUGAGGUCCUUUGCAAACCUCUGCAAUGCUGGAAUACGGAAAGAGCAAAUGGCCGAGGCCUCAGCACAAGCAUGUGUCAGUAUUCCUGCAACUCCCUGGAGCUCUCUGAGAAGCGGUUUCAGUGCAUAAUUCAUACAAUGUGCCCCAUUGGAAACCAAGUAUAAUGGUUGUAGCCUUAUGCUUUAUCAUUGCAUCAUGUACUGUCCUUUGGUCAUGAUUUCUUAUUCCAACACUGUAAAUACACAUUGGAUGCUGGGGAACCCUCUUCUUUACAUUGUAAUUGGGGGCAAAAUAGAUGCUGUAACCAAGCCAUUUUACUUUUACUUUAGCAGAAACAGUGGAACCAUAAGGACCCUUGCAACUUCUUCUAAUGACAGUGCACGUUAUCCUGUUUGU